This is a messenger RNA of Hydra vulgaris (swiftwater hydra), 1307 nucleotides long. RefSeq names its product dynamin-binding protein. The record is from RefSeq and is a predicted model, not a curated record. Gene Ontology annotation, molecular function: protein binding. Gene Ontology annotation, cellular component: cytoplasm. Lineage: Eukaryota; Metazoa; Cnidaria; Hydrozoa; Anthoathecata; Hydridae.
AUUUGAGUGCAUUUUCCCGUAGAAUCAAAACAAAGCGUGUUGAAAAUUCUCAUAUAAUGGUUUAUGAUGGCUGGAGGAGUAGUUAGGUGUGUUUUUAAUUUUGAUGGAGAUAAAAAUGGAGAUCUUUCACUUGUUGCUGGUGACUAUGUAAAAAUAACAAAUGUUCUAAAUGAUAACUGGUAUGAAGGAGUGUCUGACAAUGGAUGUAAAGGCCGAUUUCCUAAAGUUUUUACUGAAGAUUGCGAAGGUAUAAUCAAUUUAGCAAUUGCUCUAAGUAAGUUUGAUGCUGAGCAAGAAAGCGACUUAUCUUUAGAAAAAGGCGAUAUAGUAUUAAUUUCAGAUGUUAUUGAUGAAAAUUGGAUGCAAGGAUUUAAAAAAGGUUGUUUAAAUAAAGGUAUUUUUCCAAAAGAUUUUGUAAAACAUGUUGACAAUGAAAUAGUUUUGAAAGAAUUAAAAAAAACUUCAGUAUCAUUAUUAACGAAAGACUCUGUAAGUGAUAUUAUUGCUGAUGUUAUUAACAAUUUUUCUGCUCAAUUUAAUGACGAGUUAACUUUAAAAGUUGGUACAAAAAUUAAAUUUAUAAAGUUUAUAGACAACUUUUGGUCUUUUGGUGAGAGCUUAGAAGAUAAAAAGCAAGGAAUUUUUCCUACUGAAUUUGUUAAACUACCAUCGAAUAUAGAUUUUAAUUUGAAUAAAAAUUUGAAAAAUAAAGAAAUAAUUGAUUUAGAUGUUAAUAAUGCAGUUUCCUCAGAGCCUUGUAAUGAUUCAUCCCCAUUUAAUGAUAAUAAAUCGAGUUAUUUAAAAAAAGCUUUUGCAUUGUUUUCUUUUAGCAGUGCAGAACCAGGUGAUUUAAACUUUGAAAAAGAUUCAGAAAUUUUAAUUAUUGAAAAAAUUAAUGAACAUUGGUUUAAGGGUCGAUUCAAUGAUAAAGAAGGUAUAUUUCCCUCUAGUUUUGUGAAAAUUGCAGAUGAAAAAAUAACCUUGCAAACAGAAUUAAGUUUUUCUAAUACACCUGAAAAUCAAGUUUAUUGUCAUGAUGCUGUUUCAACCUCAGAAGAUGUGAAUCCAUGUAAAACCACUGAUUCCGCAGUGAGUAAUUACAAUAAAAAAAACACAAAUCAAAAUUUAAUUACAAGUAAAAAAUUAAAUGAGGAAAAUUUGAUGUCCGGUUGUGCUUUAAAAAUAACCAAUCCAUUAUUAAUUAUACCAUUUAGUUACAGAAAAAAUGAAAACUCAAACAUUGUUGUGCUCAAAAAACUUUUUUGACAUGUGUAAAUUACUUUUUUUAGAUAAUUUAACAGCCAUUU